UGAUGGUACUACAUUAGCAUCUGGUAGUUGGGAUAACUCAAUUCGUUUAUGGGACGUUAAGACAGGAUAAUAAAAAGCCAAAUUGGAGGGUCAUACUCAUUGGGUUUACUCGGUAUGCUUCUCUCCUGAUGGUACUAUAAUAGCAUCUGGUAGUGAUGACAGUUCUAUCCGUCUAUGGGAUGUUGAGACAAGAUAAUAAAAGUUCAAAUUGGAUAGCCAUAGUAAUUCAGUCAUAUCAGUAAGAUGGUACUACUUAAGCAUCUGGAAAUGCUGCUUCCAUUUGUUUUUUAAUUUUAAAAGGAGAAUUUAUGAAUC
This is a messenger RNA of Paramecium sonneborni, 315 nucleotides long. Lineage: Eukaryota; Ciliophora; Oligohymenophorea; Peniculida; Parameciidae. The record is from the annotation of a GenBank genome assembly.